Messenger RNA from Cercopithifilaria johnstoni, 639 nucleotides. NCBI's taxonomy places the organism in Eukaryota, Metazoa, Nematoda, Chromadorea, Rhabditida, Onchocercidae. The record is from the annotation of a GenBank genome assembly.
AUGGGAAAUAUAAGCUUGGAACAAAACGAUCCAUCCUUAUUUCGUCUGUCUACUGCUUUUUCAUCUGAUCAGAUAGAUUGCAUUUGUGAAGCAUUAUAUCAAGCUCGUGAUGGAGCAAAAUUAUUCGAAUUAUUUCAACCUAAUAUACAUAAUGUUAUGCUUUACCGGUGUCAGUACUAUUCAAGUUCUGUUCUUCGUGCAUAUCUCUAUGCUCUCUAUUAUGGUAAACGUUAUGAAGAACUAUUUCAGAUGAUAGCAUCAAAUACAUUCGAACAACGAUUUUAUAGUGAAUUGCAAGAUUUAUGGUAUAAGGCACGUUAUGCUGAGAAUGAAGAACGACGACAAAAAGAAUUGGGUGCUGUAGAGAAAUAUCGUUUACGAAAGAAACAUCCACCGCCUCGAUCAAUUUGGGAUGGACAGGAAACUAUUUAUAGUUUCAAAGAAAAUAUUCUUCGACAGUUUUACAGAAAAAAUAAGUAUCCCACACUUGAGGAUAAGAAAGAAAUAGCACGAAUUACCGAUUUAAAGAUUGUACAGAUUUCGAAUUGGUUUAAAAAUAGGCGACAACGUGAUAAGAGCUCGUCAACAGGACAAUUUUCAUCGACAGUACCAAUACAAUUUGAUAAUUUCAAUUUAUAA